AUCGUGCCAUAUUUGAUAUAUGUCUUCAUUGAAACAAAGUCCGUAAAGGCCUUACUUUGCGUACAUAACUCAUCGUCAUGGGACGGACCUUCUUUAUACCGGUGCUUUGCAUAUUGUUUCGAUGCGUUUUUACAUUGUCAUCAUCGGAGGCUCCAGCAGACUACCCGCUUGAAAUACCAGUCCCGUGGCCUUCGGGAACCUACGGACUUAUCAAAGCCCGUUCGGGAUGUCCUGGCGACCAAGUCAACUGGCAAUCGGGUUGGAGAUAUCAGGAUACCGAGGAUCAUGGCACGAGUAACAGAUAUAGUGACUAUAUCACGUACUAUCUGGCAGGUGACUUUGGAUCAAACAUCAGAACAGAAUUCUGCAUCAAGACUCGCAGUACCACGUCAGAUAUCCUGAGUAGAUGGCCAGAGGGCUCAUACUGUAUUCUGAAAUACAUAACUUGCCCGAAUGAUUUCCAGGAGGGGUAUAUUUACUGGGACGACGAGGAUCACGGAAAUGCUAACGAUAAGUGGGGCGUCAUGCCAGAUGGGAAUUAUGGUGCAAACACUCGCAUCGACUACUGCUGCAGAAACGACUCGCUGCAUAACGAGGCAAUUUCGCUACCGACGGACCGGCCGUUCGUUCUGAUGCGCUUCGGAGGCACAUGCCAGUUGGUCGAAGGAAUGGACGCGCGUGACUUACACAUUCGUUGGGAUGACGACGACACGGACAACAACGACUCAGCCGACGGAAUGCAUCCGGACGAUACGGACGCAAAUCAAAAUCACGAGUUGCAUUUCUGUUACUACCAGUCAUCGGGUCACGGGUUUAUCAUAGGAUAAUUUUUGACACAGUUGGCAUUUGACCCGCAGGAUGUUUGUCAACGUUCGGAACUUAAUUGGAUGACCGCAUGUUUCCUGUUUACAUUUUGAUAAACAAAAUACCCUAAACUCAAUAAAGUCUGACUGUUG
Messenger RNA from Mya arenaria, 956 nucleotides. RefSeq lists its product as uncharacterized. The coding region runs from base 78 to 827 and encodes 249 amino acids. Gene Ontology annotation, molecular function: wide pore channel activity. NCBI's taxonomy places the organism in Eukaryota, Metazoa, Mollusca, Bivalvia, Myida, Myidae. Gene Ontology annotation, cellular component: membrane. The record is from RefSeq and is a predicted model, not a curated record. The transcript has 5 exons.